AUGGCUCCUCCGGUAGUGCAGCUCAGGGUGCCCAACGGCGUCGAGAUAGCCCUGCCGACGGGGCUCUUCAUCAACAAUGAGUUUGUCGAGUCGAGCUCCGGCAGCAAGCUCACCAGCAUCAGCCCAAUUCCAAGCAACGGCGAGGAAAUCUGCUCCGUCGAGGCCGCCUCGCCCGCCGACAUCGACCGCGCCGUCGCCGCCGCCCGCGCCGCCUUCGAGACCCCCUCGUGGCGCGAGCUGCCCGGCGGCGACCGCGGCGCGCUGAUGCUCCGCCUCGCCGACCUCAUCGAGCAGCAGCGCGAGACGCUCGCCGCCCUCGAGACGUGGGACAACGGCAAGCCCUACCUCGUCUCGCGCGACGAGGACCUGGCCGAGGUGCUGGCCUGCCUCCGCUACUACGCCGGCUGGGCCGACAAGCUGCAGGGGCUCACCAUCCCGACGACGACGCCGGCCAAGAAGCUGGCCUACACGCUGCGCCAGCCCGUGGGCGUGUGCGCGCAAAUCAUCCCCUGGAACUACCCGCUCGCCAUGGCCGCGUGGAAGCUCGGCCCGGCCCUGGCCGCCGGCAACACCGUCGUCCUCAAGCCCGCCGAGCAGACGCCCCUGUCCAUCCUGCUCGUCGCCGACCUCGUCCGCCAGGCCGGCUUCCCCCCGGGCGUCGUCAACGUCGUCAACGGCCGCGGCGCCGACGCCGGCCAGGCCCUCGCCGCCCACCCGGGCAUCGACAAGAUUGCCUUUACCGGCUCCACCCUCACCGGCCGCGCCGUCAUGAAGGCCGCCUCGGCGGGGCUCAAGAACGUGACGCUCGAGACGGGCGGCAAGUCGCCCCUUGUCGUCUUCGCCGACGCCGACCUCGAGCAGGCCGCCAAAUGGGCCUACGUUGGCAUCAUGAGCAACCAAGGCCAGGUCUGCACCGCCACGUCGCGGCUGCUGGUCGAGGCCUCGGUCGCCGACGCCUUCUCGCGCGCCUUUCUCGACGUCGUCCGCAGCUGGGCCAAGGUCGGCGACCCCUUUUCCGAGGACACGACGCACGGCCCCCAGGUCUCGCGCGCCCAGUACGAUAAGAUCCUCGCCUACAUCGACGGCGCCAAGCAGCAGGGCGCCAAGCUCGAGAUGGGCGGCGAGUCGGCCGCCGCCGCCGUCGGCUCCGGCUCGGGCUUCUUCAUCCAGCCCACCGUCUUCUCGGCCGUCACCAAGGACAUGGACGUGUUCCGCGACGAGGUCUUUGGGCCUCUCGUCACCAUCACGCCCUUUGCCGACGAGGCCGAGGCCCUGCGCCUGGCCAACGACUCCAUGUACGGCCUGGCCGCCGCCGUCUUCAGCCAGAACAUUGAGCGCGCCCACCGCGUCGCCGCCGCCCUCCAGGCCGGCAUGGUCUGGAUCAACUCGUCCAACGACUCGGACAUCCAGGUGCCCUUUGGCGGCGUCAAGCAGAGCGGCAUCGGCCGCGAGCUCGGCGAGGCUGCUCUGGCCGCCUACACCGAGACCAAGGCCGUCCACAUCAACCUGGGCUCCCGCCUGUAG
Molecule: messenger RNA, 1524 nt
Organism: Hirsutella rhossiliensis
Lineage: Eukaryota; Fungi; Ascomycota; Sordariomycetes; Hypocreales; Ophiocordycipitaceae
Product: aldehyde dehydrogenase family domain-containing protein
Exons: 2
Coding region: 1-1524 (507 amino acids)
Molecular function (GO): aldehyde dehydrogenase (NAD+) activity
Source: RefSeq, a predicted model, not a curated record